Messenger RNA from Mixia osmundae IAM 14324, 435 nucleotides. RefSeq lists its product as uncharacterized. The transcript is spliced from 5 exons. NCBI's taxonomy places the organism in Eukaryota, Fungi, Basidiomycota, Mixiomycetes, Mixiales, Mixiaceae. The coding region runs from base 1 to 435 and encodes 144 amino acids. The record is from RefSeq and is a predicted model, not a curated record.
AUGAGAUUGAUCGCAAGCGCUCUCGCCACCGUCCUUGCGGCCUCUAGCGUUCUGGGUCAAGUCAGAGAGCCAUCAAUUUCGACGGACAAACAUAUUCGUCCUGAUGGCUCUGGAUCGGCCGACUUUGUCGUCAAAGGCGUCCCCAUCCCAGCGUUUGGCACGGAGGCCAGCGGCGGCGGCGCUGCUGAUCCGCCUGGGUCUGCACGUGUCGGCGUUGGUGCAGGUGGCUUUGAGCACUUUAUCAAAGGUUUCUCUGGCGGCAUUCAGCUCUUUGCUGCCAAUUCGAGCGCUGUCAUCGGUCUCGGCUUUACCCGCCAAGAUGGCUCGACCUUCAAUUUCACGUUGAAGGCGGUCGGUCCAGAAUUCUCUGACGCCUACUAUCUCAACGUCAACGGUGUCGAUAUCCCAUUGCCGGAUCACAUCCAUCUCUGGUAG